Molecule: messenger RNA, 873 nt
Organism: Bactrocera oleae (olive fruit fly)
Lineage: Eukaryota; Metazoa; Arthropoda; Insecta; Diptera; Tephritidae
Source: RefSeq, a predicted model, not a curated record
AAAAAGCACAAUUAAGCAAUUUUAAUUUGCAGAUUUGCCAGCAAUGAGCAUUUCCGACUUCAAUCAGUUGGAAUAUUUGGAACGUGUUGUAAAAGAAACACUACGUCUCCAACCCUCUGUGCCCUUCAUAUCGCGUUGCUGCCGCGAAGAUACAGAACUCAAUGGUGUGAUAUUGUCAGCCGGUAGUCAGAUUAAUAUACACAUACUCGACAUAAUGCGCGAUGAACAACAUUUUCCGGAUCCUUUAAAAUACGAUCCUGACCGAUUUUUGCCCGAAAAUAGCAUAAAUCGACAUCCGUACGCCUUUUUGCCUUUCAGUGCUGGUUCAAGGAAUUGCAUUGGUCAAAGAUUUGCCAUGCUGGAAAUUAAAGCUAUGCUAGUGGGCAUUUUGCAGAAUUUCCGGGUGCUGCCCGUCACCACACCAGAGGACAUUCGCUACGAAAAUGGAUUGGUUUUACGCACAAAAGAAAAUGUGCUAGUUAAGAUGGUUAAGAGGGCCAAUUAAAGGCCGCGUAGUAGCUAGAUAAACUCAAAGCAAUAAAACACUUAUGAGAAGAACUUGAGGCAUCGCACUGAGAUGGUCUGUGUAUACUAUAGAGAUAUUGAAUUUAUUUUUUUGGAAUUUGUUAUAUGUAUAUUAUUGUUGGUCACCAUAUAUAUGUAUAAUAUCUCAAUGCAUAAAAUACUUAGAAUAUAUAUAUUUGCUUUUCUAAUUUCUCCAAGUUCACCGGAAGUGGCAGUAAUUUUAUUUGGUAAAAGUCAAGAAAGGGAAUUUUACCUGAAAUAAAUCUCAUCAAUAGUAAUUUUUUGUAUAAAUUCAUGAUUGAAAUCAAUAGCACACUAUUAAACACAUCAAAUCAAUAUAAUAAUAUA